AUGGCUCUCCAACUUCGACUAUCUCAAUACCCUGAUCUCUAUCAAGACAACAUGGCAACGUCGUCUUCUCGAGUUGGGUCUCCAGCUCCUUCGGUUAGAUCUCGUACAAUUACGGAAGGAUCUUCAUGUUCUAGGUACCUCGACUUGUCUGAAUGGCCGGAACAAGAAGCAGAAGCCGUCCAGCAACAGAUGCCACAGCAGAUAGCCAGGGCAUGGUCGGAAAUUCGAGAGAGUGGCCGACGGGCUCGUGCGUUUUAUGAAAGUGGAAGGUCCCCGACUCCUAGUGUCGCUGGCUCAUUGAAUAGAAAUGGCAUUCAUGACAUUGUAGAAGAUUUGUUGGAUUCAAUCGAGGAUCGUGGUGCUGCUCAAGAAGGCUGGAUGCUCCUACACGAACGAUCUUGGUCCCCAAGUGAGCGCGAAGAGGAUGUCCCUUCUCCGAAGAGCCAUCGUACUCGCAAAGAGAAGGGCGAAUUACAGCCUAUACGGCGCAGCGAGAGGAUUGCUCGUAGAUCGUUAACGAUGUCGUCUAUAGAUGAAGUUGACGAUGACGAGCCCAUUGAGCCGACGACUGCGGGAUCAUCCUCGUCGCCGUCAAAGGCAAGAACUACGGCCAAAAUCCCUACUCCCGUAUCCCCCAUCAAACAGACCACAGGGACGGCAAGGUCAAGCAAGAGUCCGACGAAGAAGCGUCGGUAA
Messenger RNA from Fibroporia radiculosa, 696 nucleotides. RefSeq lists its product as uncharacterized. The transcript has 5 exons. Bases 1 to 696 code for a protein of 231 amino acids. NCBI's taxonomy places the organism in Eukaryota, Fungi, Basidiomycota, Agaricomycetes, Polyporales, Fibroporiaceae. The record is from RefSeq and is a predicted model, not a curated record.